AUGGAGGUGGAUGCAGAUGAGAAGCGCCAUCGAACACGCUCCAAAGUGCCUGUGGAACCAGCGAUACCAGAGCUGUUCAGCUGUCCUACACAAGGCUGUGAUGGGAGUGGACACGUCAGCGGCAAAUAUGCAAGACAUCGAAGUGUGUACGGCUGCCCUCUGGCCAAGAAGAGGAAAACAGUGGACAGACAGCCUCUGGAACCCCUGGAAGUGCUGGAGCCCAUACUGGAACCCCUUGAACCAGCAUCCAAGGGGACACCACUCAUAACCCAGAUGGACAACUCUACUAUGGAGGAGAGCUACGAGACGGACGGAACAGAGGAGAUGGAUGAUAGAGAUGAGGAGGUGGAGGAGGGAGUAGAGGAUGGGGGAGAUGAGGAAGAGGAGGAGGUAGAGGAUGAGGAAGAGGAGAGAUACUCGGAUGACAAUGAGGAACAGAUGGAGCAGGAAGAAGGAGAUGUGGAGAGAGGGGAGGGAGAGGGGGAGGAGGGAGAGGUGGAACAAGAAGAGGAGGAGGAGGAGGAAGAGGGAGUAGAAGAGGAAGAAGAUGAGGAAGAGUUUGAGGAGGAGUUUGAUGAGCAGAGUCAAGGCCAAGAGGAUGAUCAGUGUGUCGGCGGUGGCGGCCAUCCCAAAUCCGGUCCGACGGGGGAGAAGGACGACAACAACAACGAUGAAUAUGAGAACUAUGAUGAGCUGGUGGCCAAGUCUCUGCUCAAUCUAGGGAAGAUAGCAGAGGAUGCCGCCUACCGCGCCAUGACCGAGUCUGAAAUUAACAGCAACUCCUCCAACAGCGCCGAGGAAGAGGAGGAGGAGGAAGAGGAGGAGGAAGAAGAGGAGGAUGAGGAAGAAGAGGAAGAAGAGGAGGAGGGUGGGGAGGAAGGUCAUAGGAAGGGUGAGUUGACUCUGGAUGUGGACAGUGAUGUAGUGAGGGAGACAGUGGACUCUCUGAAGCUGCUGGCCCAGGGUCAUGGGGCUGUGCUUUCUGACAACCUGGAUGGAGGAGACUAUGAGGAAGGGACGGAGGAGAACGGGGAAGGGAGUCGUAAUGGAGGAGGUGGAGGUGGUAACGGUCAGGGUAAACCCUCUAACGGACUAGAGGAGAGUGAUGAGGAGGUGUGUCUAAGCAGCCUGGAGUGUCUGAGAAACCAGUGCUUCGACCUGGCCCGCAAACUGAGUGAGACGCAGCCGGCCGACCGCUUGGCCACAGGCCUCCCUCAUCAGAGCUACCCUGGCGGUGGGGACACCCAGGGGCAGCACCCCCAUCUCAACCCCCACCCCCACUCCCUCCCCCACGAGCCUUGGUACGGGGACCUCCAGCAGAGCCAGGAGGAUAGGCGCACCCUGGAGAGGAACUACUCUGACAUGGUCAACCUGAUGAAGCUGGAGGAGCAGCUGAGCCCGCGCUCCAAGGCCUUCUCCAGCUGCGCUCAGGAUGACCGCUACCACAACCACAUCCACGACCGGGACGAGGACACGCGGUCGGUGACGUCAGACCACUCGGAGGAGGUGUUCGACAUGACCAAGGGGAACCUGUCUCUGCUGGAGAAGGCCAUCGCGCUAGAGUCUGAGAGGGCCAAGGCCAUGAGGGACAAGAUGGCUGCCGAGGCAGCGCGGAGGGACAGGGUGAGGUAUCAUCAUCACCACGGGGGCCAUCAUGGGGAGCACCAAUCACGGCACGGCUACGGAGAGGAGCGCAAGGCCCGACUCCAUGAUGGGAUGAAGAAGCCCUACUACCAUAAAGAUUUAUCGCGCAGUGACAAGAAGGAGAGCCGGUGCCCGACGCCAGGCUGUGAUGGCACAGGUCAUGUGACGGGGUUGUACCCUCACCAUCGGAGCCUGUCUGGCUGUCCACACAAAGACAGGGUACCACCUGAAAUCCUUGCUAUGUAUGAAAAUGUUCUUAAGUGUCCUACACUGGGCUGCACGGGACGCGGCCAUGUCAAUAGCAACAGGAACUCCCACAGAAGUUUGUCAGGGUGUCCCAUCGCUGCAGCAGAGAAGCUGCAGAAAGCCCAGGACAAGAGCAUCUGUUGUGACGGCUCCUCCAAGUCUAACCAGGGUUCUGACCGCGUGCUCAGGCCUAUGUGCUUUGUGAAACAGCUGGAGAUCCCUCAGUACGGCUACAAGAACAACGUGUCCACCAGCACGCCACGCUCCAACCUGGCCAAGGAGCUGGAGAAGUACUCUAAGACCAGCUUUGACUACAGCAGCUUCACUGACAGCAGCCACAGCAACAAUGUCUACGGCAAACGGGCCAUCGCACCCAAACUCCAAGGCAGGGACACUUCCCCUAAAGGAUAUGACGCCAAGCGCUACUGUAAGAACUCCAGCUCGGCGAGUAGCACGACCAGCACCUACGCCCCCAGCAGCAGCAGUAGCAGCCUGAGCUGUGGAGGAGGGGGCGGAGGGGGAGGCAGUAGUGCCAGCUCCACCUGUAGUAAGAGCAGCUUCGACUACACCCACGACAUGGAGGCUGCCCACAUGGCCGCCACGGCCAUCCUCAACCUGUCCACACGCUGCAGAGAGAUGCCCCACGGCCUGGGAGGAAAACCCCAGGAUCUCUGUACUCGGAACCCAGACCUAGAGGUAGAUGAGAACGGGACAUUAGACCUGAGUAUUAAGCAGCGUUUGGGGGAUGGAGUGGGUGCAGUGCUCACCCCCCUGGAGCCCAUGUCGCCCCAGCGCCAGGCCCUGAUGCGCUACGGCAUGGGGGAUGACUGCUGGGACCUGCCAGUUGAUUACACCAAGAUCAAACGCAUCGACGAGGACAGCAAAGAGACGAAUGACCUGGACCCGUUCCAGGAGCUGCUGGAGCAGCGAGGUUACUCUGAUGAUGUCACCAUGCACAGCCCCAAGCCCAAGUAUGCCCAGUGCAAAGAGAGCAAGAAGGACCUGAUAACUCUCACUGGCUGUCCUUUAGCUGACAAAAGCAUUCGAAGUAUGAUGGCCACCAACUCACAAGAGCUCAAGUGCCCGACACCGGGGUGCGAUGGUUCUGGGCAUAAUACUGGCAACUACGCAUCACACAGAAGUCUAUCAGGGUGUCCACGGGCCAGGAAGAGUGGAAUAAAGAUAACACACAGUAAAGAGGACAAGGAGGACCAGGAGCCCAUCAGGUGUCCGGUCCCGGGCUGUGGCGGUCAGGGUCAUGUGACAGGGAAGUACGCAUCUCACCGCAGUGCAUCAGGCUGCCCCCUAGCGGCCAAGCGACAGAAGGACGGUUACAUGAACGGCUCCCAGUUCACAUGGAAGGCUGGGAAGACAGACGGCAUGUCCUGUCCCACCCCGGGCUGUGACGGCUCGGGUCACGUCAGUGGGAGCUUCCUCACACAUCGGAGUUUGUCGGGCUGUCCGCGUGCCACCUCUGCCAUGAAGAAAGCCAGACUGUCUGGACUGUCUGAAAUGCUAACGAUAAAACAGCGCACCAGCAACGGAAUCGAAAAUGAGGAAGAAAUUAAACAGCUGGAUGAAGAAAUCAAAGAUUUAAGUGAAUCAAAUUCACAAGUGGAAGCAGAUAUGAUCAAACUUAGAACACAGAUUACCACAAUGGAGUCUAAUCUGAAGUCAAUAGAGGAAGAAAACAAGGUGAUUGAACAUGAAAAUGAAUCUCUCCUGCAUGAGCUGGCCGGCCUCAGCCAGACACUGAUUAACACUUUAGCUAAUAUCCAGCUCCCUCAUAUGAAACCGCUGGCACACAAAGAGGCUUCCAUUAGAAAUAACAGCUGCUUACAGAUGCAUCAGAGAGAGCCGAUCAGCGAUCAGAACUUUGAUGCUUAUGUGACCACUCUAACAGACAUGUACACUAACCAGGAGCAUUACCAGAGUCCAGAGAACAAAGCCCUGCUGGAAAACAUCAAACAAGCGGUGCAAGGAAUCCAAGCGUAA
This is a messenger RNA of Salvelinus namaycush (lake trout), 3885 nucleotides long. RefSeq names its product myelin transcription factor 1-like protein. Gene Ontology annotation, cellular component: nucleus. Gene Ontology annotation, molecular function: RNA polymerase II cis-regulatory region sequence-specific DNA binding; zinc ion binding; DNA-binding transcription factor activity, RNA polymerase II-specific. The transcript is spliced from 21 exons. The coding region runs from base 1 to 3885 and encodes 1294 amino acids. Gene Ontology annotation, biological process: regulation of transcription by RNA polymerase II. The record is from RefSeq and is a predicted model, not a curated record. Lineage: Eukaryota; Metazoa; Chordata; Actinopteri; Salmoniformes; Salmonidae.